AAUAUUUUGAUGCAAAAUAUUUUGGAUAUUUCCUUUCCUUUUCUAUUUGCCUCUGUUGCAAUUUCCAUUGCAUUGUAAAUGUGAAAAAAUACAGUUUUAUUUAUUAAUUAUCACUACGAUAGUACGAUAUGAAAGCAAACCUAAACAAUAAGAAUAUUAUUGUUAGUGAGAGUAAAAUAAUAUACGAUAUUCCUGAUUAGAACACUGAAAUAAAAACCUGUGAACUAUAUCAAGAAUGGCACCGAAAAAGAAAACUGAAAGUUCAUCAUUUUUACUGAAAACACCAAAAGAAAAAAUAUCAAAAGCUAAACCAUUCAAACCAAAGAACAUUAUAAAAUUAAAAAUUCCGGCUAAAAGUAUUAAAAAUGCCAUUGGUGAAAAGAUCUUGGAACAAAAAAGUCCUGUAGAACUUGAACUGAAAAAGAUGCUGACCAUGAACCCACAGAAUGAUGUGAAGAUUGACAGAAUGAAUGAAGUGGCUCUAGCACAGUUAGUUAAAGAUUGCCCUGUGGCAGUCACUGAGAGUACCCCGGCCCCUGUGGCUAAGAAAAGAGGCAGGAAAAAGAAGAUACUGGAUCCAGAAACGGCCGUGGUCGUUCCUAAGAAAAAGCCCAAGUUGCCCACAAAGGCUAAAGUUCCACCUAAAAAAACGACUAAGAAGGUAGCAAAAACAAAGAAGCCAAAAGAAACGGCUGUGGUCGUUCCUAAGAAAAAGCCCAAGUUGCCCACAAAGGCUAAAGUUCCACCUAAAAAAACGACUAAGAAAGUAGCAAAUACAAAGAAGCCAAAAGUUGCAGCUCCAAAGCGAAAGGCUUCAAAAAAAAUUCAACCAGCCAUAAGUCCGCCCCCAAAAAGACAAAGAGGCAGGCCGCGGAAGCUAGGUAAGCCUGCGGACGACGACUCCACUAUAACCUCACCUUCUAUCCUGAGCUACAGUCAAAAAGAAGUCAAAACUCCUGUCAAGGACACACAGAAUACAGUCGCUAAAUUCCCUGUAGUCCCCAACACCACAGAAAACAAUAACGACUCCAGAAGAACAUCUAUCACAAGUGCACCAGCGUCGGAUUUGUCUUGGACCAAAGAUAUAUCCGGAUCCAGUACCACAACUUGCAUCACCGUCACCUCCAACGACUUUGUGCGUAUAGACGGAAAACUGCCCGAACUCAAAAUAACUAAGCUGAAGAAAAGCCAAAUAGUCAAUAAAAAUUCAGAAGAAUCCGUCACCCAGAUGGAACAGGAGCGUUCCUUUUCAAAAGACAGCAACGUCAGCUCUUUUAGUUCGCCAUCUAAGUUAAAAAAUAGCCUAAUAGAAGAUAAAUUAGAAGAACCCCUUAUCGAGAAGAUAUUAGAACCAGAGCAUUCCCUUUCAGAAGACAGCAGCAGCAGCAGCAGCAGCAGCUCUUCUAGUUCGUCUUCUAGUUCCUCCCAAAGCGAUAAUACUGCUAUGGAAAACGGCUUAAACUUAAGCACAUCUUCAAUAACGGCUCCUCCGUACAGCCCGAUUUAUACACCACGCAAUCAAAGCUUCGAUAAAACCAAGCAGGACGAAGUCGCUUCAAUACUAGAAAUGCUUGCACCCAAAUUGAAAUCCCUGGACUUGGAGUUUCCUGAUAUCGCGAAUGAGGACGAGGAUUGUGACAUGAGUCUCUUCGAGGAGAAGGUUUCUAAGUAUUUAGAGGAGGAAUACAAUACUAUAUUAGAAUGUAGUCAUUUAAACCGAAUUUUAUCGGAGAAUUAUCUGCCAAAUACUGCUGUCGAAACCGAACAGAAACAUAGCGGAGAACCAGACUUCGCUACGUCUAACCAUACUGCGAUCUCCGAUAAAAGUGCUUGUGAUAAUUUUAACGAUACUCCAAGCAAUAUUACGCGGCAACGGGACGCUUAUGAUUCUGACAUUUCUGACGAUGACGUGCUGCAACUUUACGCCACCGAUAACGACCUUGAUUCUACUAGGAUGGGUAGCUCGGCUUCCAUCUUCGAGGAGUACGUGCCCCGACCCCUUACCCAGAGGUCCCACACCGCCGUGAGCUACCAACCUUCAAAAAUAGACGAGCCAGAAACCGCAAGUGCGAAAAAACCCGUAUGCGAAAAACAAAACGCCGAUUCUACUUCCAUACACAAGGAACCAGAACUGGAUAAUGCUUUGAAUGUAAUGCCUGCGACAAUAAAUGGAACUGUCCUGGUUCAGAAAUCCACAAAUAAGUCGACGGCAGAAUAUAAAAGACCACCGCUGACUAUCUCAUGUUACCCGAUCCCUUCUCGCUUUAGAAGCGCAGCGCUAAGUGGAGUCUGCUUCUUCAAUCUGAUCUCAAUGUGUAACAAACAAGAUAUGUUUCACCUAAAGUCUUUCCCUCACUGUUUCAUCGAAGAAAACGUUUUUAGGAUGCGAAUUGAACAACUUAGCGAAAUACAGUUCAUUCAAGAGUAUAAUCAUAUUGCGAGGUGGACAAUAUUGAGAAAGAAAUACGUCAAAUGCUUCAUCGACGAGUGCCAAAGACGAGAGUUGCCUAAAAUCCUAGUCGAAAUAGUUAUAGAUUUUCUUUCCAGAACCCCUCCAAAAACAGUAGAAGAUGAAGAUCUCAGAGUUCAAGUAAUUGAACACGCUUUGAUACACCUUAACAAUUGGAACUUGACAGUUUGUGAACAGUUGCUCGAAUAUAAUGUGGGAGAUGAAGUCCUGUCUGUUGUGUUCAUGAAAAUAAUAGCAAAUACACAAAAUUUUUCACGGUUCAAGAAUGUCUUCGUAAAUCUGACAGAUUUCAUGGUUCGCGCUAAUCGGACGUUUGAUUUUGGUGUUGCAUGUCAUAUCCUAGAGAGAGUGUGCAUUCUGCCCUUUGAGAUCCCAUUGGCAAUGAGUCUGAUAUUGAUUAUAGGAAAUACUGAUAGGGAGAUCUUCAAGAACAGUAUGACGAAUAGGUUCGAGUUGUCGUUGGAGACAUGUAAUAAGGAGUUAUAUAAAUGGUAUUUGUCAAUCAAGACGGAGGGUGUAUCAAGUAUGGGGUUGAAGCCAGCCAGUGAGCCCGGGGGGUCAUUGCCGCCUUCUUUGCCAUCCCCAAGUGGCAGUCGGGAGCUGGAACCGCUGAUUUUCAACCCAAGUAACUCGCAGGACUUUGAGCAGAGAUACACCUCUCCGGACACUACGAAUGUGGAUAAUGUGAACAAACUCGUCACGGAGCCAACUAUUAUACGGACUCUUAAUCACCUGAGCGGGAGACCUCUCACAAUGUGCAUGCCGAGGCCCCCGCCGCCGCGGCCGCCUCCGCCGCGCCCGCGGGCUCCGUACCGCAAGUGGAAUGAGAGGAGUAUCAUGUCACAAAUUCCAAGAAUGCCUUAUAUGAGGCCGCCGAGGCCUAUGAAGAGGCCUCUGACCCGACCAGAACGGCCACCGUCUAAAUUCCAACGAAGAUAUGGGCCGGAUUUUUAAAUUUAACUAAUAGUCUUCUAAGAGGUAAACUUUGUAAGGUCAGUAAGUUUAAAUCGUUACUUUAUUAUAAAAUUUAAGUUGUGGAAGUAGUAGUUUUUUGAAUUGUUGGACCUGAUUAAAGCAUAUUUUAUUAGUUCACGUGUUGUAAUGUUUUAUAUAUGAGUGCGAGUAAGACUCGUGGACUCGUUCUUAAGGAUACCUACUAUAAAAUUAAUAUUACCGUACAUACUAUUGACAUUGGAUAUAUUCAAAAUUUGACUUGCUGGCAAAAACUUACCCACUUAUUCGUAAACAGACUACAAGACCCAAUUAGUUAAUAUACUUAUAUUUUUUUAUCCCAUAUGUAUAAGCUCAAAUGACAGAUUAAGAUUAGAUUGUGAGUUAAUUGAGGCUGGUAGUGCGUUUAAAAGGGGUAAAUCUUUUUUUUUUUACUAAAAAAUAUUUCAAUAUUUAAGUACAAUUUACAUCAGCAGCAUUUUAAAAAAACAUAGUGCGUAAAUUAAACUGUUAAUUAUAUUAAUAAUUUCUUAUAAAAGUGACUUGCGUUAAAAUUUUGUUAUAAUGUUAAGUCAAAUAUUGUAAUAAAACUAAUAGUAGCUUGCCAUAGAAUGCUUCUGCCUAGUAUUUUAAUAAAAGUAAAUUCUUGAAUACAUAGUUUUCCGUCCUAAUUUCCUAGAGAUUUCUUGCCUUUCUUGAAUUCAUAAUUGUAAAAGAGGUAAUUGAUUAAAUAUUUAAAGAACAGUACCAUAUACAGUACAGUAGGUAUUUAUGGAACAAAUUACACUAAAAAAGUUCAAUAAACCGUCUUUUUUUUUAUUCGAGUAUGCGUAACGAGUUUGAGUUGCCAGUAACAAAAAAUCGAGCUUGUAACCUGUUUACUAUAAAAUGAAACCAUAACAAGAUAGAAUGAGUUUUAAUAUACACAUCCCUGCUAAUAUUAUAAAUGCGAAAGUAAAGUCUGCCUAUUUGUUUGACUGUCUGUCUGUUACUUCUUCGCGCUUACACCGUGGAACUGAAUCAAUUUAGAUUAAAUUUGGUAUCGAGAUAGUUUGAGGCUCGAGUUAGGCAAGGAUAUAGGACAGUUUUUAACAAUCAUCAUCAUCUAACACAGACGAAAUCAGUACGGUAUAGGUAUGUAUAUCUUCGCUCUAAUCUUUAUAUAGGUAUUUUAUUAACUGCUUCAUACUAUAAUAUAGACCGGGAGAUAGUGACACAUUUUACUGGGUCAUUUGUACCAGUAUGGCGGUUC
This is a messenger RNA of Cydia fagiglandana, 4673 nucleotides long. RefSeq lists its product as uncharacterized. The transcript is spliced from 8 exons. The coding region runs from base 236 to 3424 and encodes 1062 amino acids. NCBI's taxonomy places the organism in Eukaryota, Metazoa, Arthropoda, Insecta, Lepidoptera, Tortricidae. The record is from RefSeq and is a predicted model, not a curated record.